Messenger RNA from Ostrinia furnacalis (Asian corn borer), 1012 nucleotides. RefSeq names its product lipopolysaccharide-induced tumor necrosis factor-alpha factor homolog. Gene Ontology annotation, molecular function: zinc ion binding. The record is from RefSeq and is a predicted model, not a curated record. Bases 101 to 469 code for a protein of 122 amino acids. NCBI's taxonomy places the organism in Eukaryota, Metazoa, Arthropoda, Insecta, Lepidoptera, Crambidae. The transcript is spliced from 3 exons.
GAUAACACUGCCAACUUAUUGGUGUACAUCUGUGGGUGCUUGUCGUGUUGGUGAAAAAAAAUAUUCUUUUGUGUAUUGUGCAAGUUGUAAUUUGGUAAACAUGCAGUCCCACCAAGGACAGCCACCAGCCUAUGCUCCUCCACCACCAUACUCAGACCGGCCGAUGGUGCACGGCACCACAACGGUCAUCACCACAGCCCCGGCGCCCGCCAUGAUGCCGGCUGUCAUCAUCACCCCAGGCCCAGCCGUGGGCUCCCAGCCCACGAUACUCAACUGCCCCAGCUGCCAGGCCCAAAUCGUCACCAGGGUUGAGAGCAGUCCGUCGGUCAGGACACAUCUUAUAGCUGCUUGCUUAUGUUUAUUCAUUUUCUGGCCGUGCACCUGUCUCCCGUACUGCAUCGGCUCCUGCAACAACGCCGACCACUACUGCCCGAACUGCAACGUGUAUCUUGGAAGCUACAAAUUUUAAAUAACCUAUAACUAUACUCGUAAAGCGCAAUACACAUUGAGCCCGCCGGGCCGCCGAUAUUAUGUCUUUUUGUCGGCGGUCAAGUUGGCGGCUUCACUAUUACAAGUCGGAGAAUUUGGUCGGCGGCAUGUCGGCGGCUUGAGAUGAGAAAUUUAUUUGGUAGUCAGCAUACAAGCACGUCACUACAGGUCAAACGUCGCCGGGCAAUUGAGCGCAGGCGUACCCAAGCCGCCAACAUGUUGUCGGGUAACACGCGCGGGCGCAUGUUGCCGACAUGAUUCUUUUCAUAUAGGCCGCCGGGUUAUGUCGCCGGGCUUUGUCAGCGGCCCGUCGGGCUCAGUGUGUAUUGCGGUUAAGCCUAGGCGUCGACAUCGAAUUUUACUUGCCCGAUAGUUGGGUCGGGCUGUUGAUCAGUAUGGAGAUGUUUGAAAGUGCGCACUACACCAAUUUGGUAUCGGCCGAUUUUUCAUACAAACAAAUUAGAAUCGGGCCCAACUAUCGGCCAACUAAAAGUCGGUGGUCUGCGCCUAGGCUAACCGUAAC